Corylus avellana is the source of this 1144-nucleotide messenger RNA. RefSeq names its product ferritin-2, chloroplastic. Gene Ontology annotation, molecular function: ferrous iron binding; ferric iron binding. Gene Ontology annotation, biological process: intracellular iron ion homeostasis; iron ion transport. The record is from RefSeq and is a predicted model, not a curated record. Lineage: Eukaryota; Viridiplantae; Streptophyta; Magnoliopsida; Fagales; Betulaceae. Gene Ontology annotation, cellular component: cytoplasm.
UCCUCCAUCACUCUUCACCACACGCCCUCACAUUUCUCAUUUCCUCUGGUUCUUGAAAUUCCUCGAAUUUUCUCUGUUUUUCUCUGUUUCUUUAACACCAUGCUGCUUAAGGCCGCCCCAGCUUUCUCUCUUCUGAAUCCACCUCGUGGAAAGACUCUUGGACCUCUGUUCUCUGUUUCGUCACCGUCUUCUUGUUCAGUUUCUCCUCUCAACUCUUCGGCUUCUUUGGCUUCGAGUCUCCGAUUUUCUUCGGCCAAGAAAGAUAGCGGCUCUGCUAUCUGCUCGGCUUCGAAGGGUGCGAAUAACAAGCCGCUCACCGGCGUCGUGUUCGAGCCUUUUGAGGAGGUCAAGAAGGAGCUCGAUCUCGUCCCCACCGUCCCUCAGGUCUCUCUUGCUCGCCAGAAGUACUCCGACGACGUCGAGGCCGCGGUUAACGAGCAGAUCAAUAUCGAAUACAAUGUCUCGUACGUUUACCAUGCCAUGUUUGCCUACUUUGAUAGAGACAACGUUGCGCUGAGGGGUCUUGCCAGGUUUUUUAAAGAAUCAAGUGAAGAAGAAAGGGGACAUGCCGAGAAGUUGAUGGAAUAUCAGAACAAACGAGGUGGAAGAGUGAAGCUGCAAUCUAUACUGAUGCCCCUCUCUGAAUUCGAUCAUGAGGAGAAGGGAGAUGCGUUAUAUGCCAUGGAGCUAGUACUGUCUUUGGAGAAGCUAACAAGUGAAAAGCUCUUCAACUUGCACGCCGUUGCUGAGCGAAACCAUGAUGUGCAGUUGUUAGAUUUUGUUGAAAGCGAGUUUUUAGCUGAGCAGGUGGAAGCCAUCAAGAAAAUUUCAGAAUAUGUUGCACAGCUGAGAAGAGUGGGGAAAGGACAUGGAGUGUGGCACUUCGAUCAGAUGUUGCUCCAUGAGGAGGAAGCAAUUGCUUGAUGAUGUUUGGUUUUGUUUCUUUCACGUUUACUACUGUGGAAACUGGAGGGUUCUAUGCAGUCUUUCAUUUUGGUAGUUCUACGUUUAGAGAUGCUGAUUGUGGUAAGAAUUUUGAGGUAGAUGUAGAGGGUAUAAUAAUGCAUGUGGAUUUUGAUGUUCAUCUCCUCAGUAUGGAUUCUACUACUACAAGAAAACUAAUGAAUAUUUCCUUUUGCUUGAA